Drosophila yakuba is the source of this 966-nucleotide messenger RNA. RefSeq lists its product as uncharacterized. The record is from RefSeq and is a predicted model, not a curated record. The transcript is spliced from 2 exons. The coding region runs from base 543 to 854 and encodes 103 amino acids. Lineage: Eukaryota; Metazoa; Arthropoda; Insecta; Diptera; Drosophilidae.
UGGUUAGUAUUGGUAAUUAGGAGUACAAAAAGUAAUUCUUUUCGCUUUCUGACCAUUUUCAGCCAACCGCCACAUCUUCCGGUCGACCCACAGUGCCUCCGUCCACUUGGGCGGCCAAAUUUAUGUUGCAACUAAUUGCAGGCAGUUGCUGGGCUUCCGCCAGCGGCAGACAUCUUCCUUUCCGGAGCAGCCUCACAAAGCCAGAAUCCGGCGACUUCUGACCCCUGACCCCCUGAAUUUUCCCAACGGCUGCGCGUGUGAAAUUUAUCGAGCGUGGAAAGUCAUCGAACACUAAGUAGGCAUGUGUGAGGGUGCCAACUUUAUAAUUGAUUGCUUUAAUUAAAUUUUGAAAAGUCCACCUGCCACCUGCCACCUUGCAGUGCAAAUAGCUCUGGCAUGGAGCAUCGCUUUUCUCGCAGGCGUGUGUAAUUAAAUUUUAAACGCUUACUUGAAACGAAGUGAAGUGCUUGCAAUAAUUACGGAAGCCAUUAGCCAAGGUCCCGAAAGGGGCGGCAAACUGGGUGAAAUAUUAGCAAACAGAUAUGGUCUCCAAGUGGCUCUACAUCUUGGCUCUACUGCUUUUGGGUCUUGCAACCUCGGGUGCCACUUUAUUUCGCUCCGAGUCGCCACAACGGCAGUUGAGCUGGUGGCACAAACAGUACUACCAGUCGCUAUGGCAACAGAGGCUGCGGUUCACAACUACUCCACGGCCAGGAGCCACUCCCGAUUCGGAUGAAACCAGAUUGGUGUAUCCCUGCUACUGCUAUAAGCCAAAUCCCGAGGGCUUGGCCACCGCCACUCCGGUGGAGCAGCGGAUGGUCGAGACCAAGGAUAUAUUCUUCUUGAACAAAUAGCACAACUCGCAGUGCGGUAAUGAAGUGCACAACGAACGAAAUGCAGUUGAAAUAAACCAGGUAAAGUGUUCAUUUAGAAAAGUAAAUAAACUCGUUUGGGUUUUCCAGUAAA